UCAAGAGGGAGCUGGAGGCGCCCCUUGUGGCGGGAGGGCCCCAGGGUCACGGUGGGAAUGGGAGACUGAGGUUACACUGAAUGGCAGUGCAGGCUCUUGGGCCUACUCGUGCACCUUAUUUCCACACACAUUGCACGGACAACAGCACGCUCCCCUCUGUACCUUCGAACGCCGACCUUUGACCUGUGCACCGGGCAACACGCUGACGUCCUGGGCGAAGCCUGAGUUGCUCUUUGCUGAUUGGGUGCGCCCUGUGCAGCACGAUUGGCCCUCCGGGUGGGCCCCGCUUAAGCCGUUGGCCUGGACCACACCCCCCCACACCGAGAGCGGCACGGCGCAGCCUCAGUUUGUGCGUCACCAUUUCUGGGUCCCCUUCCGCGGUCGAGCGGGCGGCCUCUGUCAGUUGGAGAGGAAGUGUGUUACACAAUUCUCUUCCCGCCCGGAUCCCUUGUUCCGGGGUGUCCCUGGAAACGGAGCACCACCGGAAGUGAGUGUGGAGAAGAUGGCGGCGGGUGUGUUCGGCGCUUGGAGCGGGCGGGGAGGGCGGAUCUCGGCUCGGACACGGCCCGCGCUCAGCAGCUGGCUCCUGCUUUUCCUGCCCUACCUCGGACUCGGGCUGGUACCGUCCGCCGCCGACAUGACGGACGGCAACAGCGAGCACCUGAAGCGGGAGCACAGCCUGAUGAAGCCGUAUCAGGGAGUGGGCUCCAGUUCAAUGCCUCUGUGGGAUUUUAGUGGGAGCACCAUGUUGACGGGUCAUUAUGUCCGCCUUACACCUGAUGAGCGCAGUAAAAGUGGAUCAAUCUGGAAUCGAGUGCCGUGCUACUUGAAAGACUGGGAGCUCCAUGUCCAGUUCAAAGUUCACGGGACUGGGAAAAAGAAUCUUCAUGGUGACGGGUUAGCUAUUUGGUACACAAAGGAUCGCCUAAAUCCUGGCACCGUGUUUGGAAGCAAAGAUAAAUUUCAUGGUUUAGGGCUGUUCAUAGACACGUAUCCCAAUGAUGAGAGUGCUGAUCGGGUGUUUCCAUAUGUCUCCGCGAUGGUCAACAAUGGGACACUUCCCUAUGACCACAGCAAAGAUGGACGCAGUUCUGAGCUUUCUGGAUGCCCUGCAGAACUCCGUAAUGUAGAUCAUGACACAUAUUUGGCAAUUCGUUACUCCAGGGGCAGAUUAACGGUGAUGACGGAUGUUGAAGACAAGAAUGAAUGGAAGGAGUGCAUCGAUAUCAGUGGGGUCAGACUGCCCACUGGUUAUUUCUUUGGUGCAUCUGCAGCCACGGGAGACCUAUCAGACAACCAUGAUGUUAUCUCCAUGAAACUUUACCAGCUGACAGUGGAGCACUCGCUGGAGGAUGAAAACAUUGACUGGACAAAAAUUGAGCCGAGCGUCAGUUUUCUGAAAUCUCCUAAAGAUAACAUCGAUGAUCCUACGGGAAAUUUUCGGAGUGGGCCCAUGACAGGCUGGAAAAUCUUCCUGCUCCUCCUUUGCGCGUUGCUCGGGAUCGUUGUGUGUGGCAUGGUGGGCGCUGUAGUCUUCCAGAAACGCCAAGAGCGCAACAAGCGGUUUUACUGAACGGAAACCGUCUCAGUGGGCCUUUACAAUGUGAAGCAUUCUUUUUCUACAAGAUGGUUUGUACAACACGAGGUGUUUAUAUCCAGAAAGGAGAACAGAGAUCAAAAAUAUUUUCAUAUAUUUCUAUGAGAUGAUCUGGGGGGCUGGUGAUGACGAUGAAUAAAGAGGGGGAGUGAGUGGAUAUCACACA
This is a messenger RNA of Hemiscyllium ocellatum (epaulette shark), 1763 nucleotides long. Its product is annotated as vesicular integral-membrane protein VIP36-like. Gene Ontology annotation, molecular function: D-mannose binding. The record is from RefSeq and is a predicted model, not a curated record. Gene Ontology annotation, cellular component: endoplasmic reticulum-Golgi intermediate compartment; COPII-coated ER to Golgi transport vesicle; Golgi membrane. Gene Ontology annotation, biological process: endoplasmic reticulum to Golgi vesicle-mediated transport; Golgi organization; endoplasmic reticulum organization. Lineage: Eukaryota; Metazoa; Chordata; Chondrichthyes; Orectolobiformes; Hemiscylliidae. Bases 503 to 1573 code for a protein of 356 amino acids. The transcript is spliced from 8 exons.